AUGGCUCAGCACGGCUUCGCUCAGUUUGGCUCUGCCAACGCCGGCAACAUCGAUCCCAAUGAUCUCGCCAUGGGGAGCGCUCUUUCGCCCCCCUACCCCAAUGGUAACAACUUCCACGCCAGCUCGAAUCAGCCCAACGGCUUCUCCAGUGGCUCUGCCGUCUUUGGCGACGACGAGCUGCUGGAUGGACUGGCCAGCCCCGGUGACGGCCAACACCUCAACCAGGACUUUAGUAACAUGAACAUGGGCUUCUCCCAAUCAAACUUUACUCAUCGCGGUUCCCUCCAAAUUGAACCUGCCAACGGCUACUCCAGCACUCCGGACGGCGACCCUAUUCAAAGUCCCUAUAGUCAUGGAUUCAACAAUGCACAAUUCCGCCAGAUGGGCACCUCGCUGCAUUCCCCCAUGUCCUACAAUGGUUCCCCCCUCGCUGGAAACGACAUGGGCCCCGCCAGGGCCAGAAUGUCCCAAGAGAUGCAACGGAAGGCUUCCAACAACAGAACUCCCAUGACUCCUAAGACCAACAGCAUCCAUGGAAUUCCCAUCGGCUCUCAGGGCUCUCCCUCGUUCGGUCCCCAAUCCAUGCGCACCUCUGGCAGCCAUGACAAGUCCCCUGGCCACUGGCUGAAUACUCCGACUGGCAGCAUACCAGCCUCGUACAACUCGGGUUUCUCUUCACCCAUGCAGCAAGGGAUGGUGCCCAUUAAUGAGGUGAUGAUGAAAGGCGGCACUUCCAUGCCGGCCAAGCUCAGCGGUCCUCCUGGCGGUGCCGUAUCCUCGCAGGAGAUGAAACGUAAGCGCCGCCGCGAGUCUCAUAACCUCGUUGAACGCCGUCGCCGCGACAACAUCAAUGAGAGAAUUCAAGAUCUCAGCCGACUUGUUCCCUCGCAUCGUCUCGAAGACGAGAAGAUACGCAAGCUUAUCAACAACGGAACCCCUCUCUCACCGACUCUGACCGGCAUUUCCAACCCUUCUCAAGCCACAUCGGGUCUCGCUGGACCUGGUGCCAGAAGAGCCACUGGCAGUGCCGCUGGCAAUAUCACUACUGGACUCCCCAUCGAGGACAAGGACAAGGGCCCCAACAAGGGUGAUAUUCUCAACGGGGCAGUCAGCUGGACCCGCGAUCUGAUGUGGAUGCUACACCUUAAGCUUCAGCAGCACGAGCAUCUCAUGAACACAAUCACCGAGCUUGGUGGGCAGUUUCCCUUUGAGCUGACUGAUGACGAGAAACGCAUGCAGUCUGAGCUAGUAGAGGCCCUAACGCGCACCGAGAAUGAGAACCUCACUUACUCUCGCGGUGCUGGCUCUGGCCUUCGCGUGCCCGACCACACGGACUACCGCGGCGAGUCGCUCAACGGAUCCGCCCCCAGCCUCGACACCAUCGGCAUCACCCCCGAUUCCUCUGGCGUCAUGGGAGAAGCAGCUCAGUUCUGGCACGAAGAUCAUGAUGACGGCAGUGGCAACGUUCCACUCAACUUCAAGCAUGAAGAUGAGUACGACAUGGACCUGAACUAG
This is a messenger RNA of Beauveria bassiana ARSEF 2860, 1515 nucleotides long. RefSeq names its product helix-loop-helix DNA-binding domain-containing protein. Bases 1 to 1515 code for a protein of 504 amino acids. The transcript has a single exon. The record is from RefSeq and is a predicted model, not a curated record. Lineage: Eukaryota; Fungi; Ascomycota; Sordariomycetes; Hypocreales; Cordycipitaceae. Gene Ontology annotation, molecular function: protein dimerization activity; RNA polymerase II cis-regulatory region sequence-specific DNA binding; DNA-binding transcription factor activity, RNA polymerase II-specific. Gene Ontology annotation, biological process: regulation of transcription by RNA polymerase II.